UUCCUCCCCUCAUGACCGGCGGUUCCAGGAAUCCGUUCACCAUGUCUCGGUUGCUACACACGCUGCACGACGUCGCGCACGAUGCGAGGGGGAACGCGCACGACCUCUCGAAGGUUACGCGCGAGUUUAUGGCCGACAAGGUCGUCGAUGUCGCGUACCACGACUUGACCAUACAGUUUAUCGGGGCCACGGGCCUCCCGAAGAUGGAUGUCGUGGGCUCAGCCGAUCCGUACUUUGUGGCCAAGAUCGACGACCGGAUCUCGUUUGUAUCGAGCGUCCAGGUCAACACCCUGAAUCCCGUCUGGAAUGAACAGUGGCACGUGAAAAACGUACCUCUGCACGCUCACCUCCAAGUCGAGGUCCUCGACAAGGAUAUCCGUACACCGAACGACGACUACAUUGGCAGAAUAAAGACGACGGUCAAUCCGGGAACCAAGGAGAUUGAGAUAGAGGCACCUCCGCUCAAGCUUCGAUCAAGGGGCUCCUUUUGGCUCAAGAUCGACAGUGAGCCAUCUACAGACCCUAAUCCCGCUGAGCAUCCCUAUCUCUUCGCUGGCCCCAUCCGCUACUCGCGCCACUGCUCCCCCACCGUCGGCGCGUUCACCAACAUCAAUGAUGCCCGUCUUUACUCGACAUGGAAGAUGUACCUCAUCGGUGUACCCCUAUUCUUCAACGGCCAUUACCAGCACUGGAACGAGGCCUACCCCGCUGCUCAGAAGAUCUUCAAGGGCUCGCCCCUCGUCCGUACCACUAUUCAGGCGGGCCAUAAGAUGCUCUAUGCACGAAGCAUUACCAAUGGGUUCGGUAUCAUCGAGAGUGCAGCGGACGUGAAGAAGAUCUUGCAAGGUGGCGGUUCGUCUCGUCCCAACACGGAUCGCGGUCGCCAAUUCGCUAAUCGUAUUCGCCCUGCUGUGUAUACCUACAUCAUCUCCUCGGAUGACGACUCCUUCCGGUUCAGCGAGACGGGUGCUGCAUUCUUCGUCGAUGUCGCCUCCAAGCAUGCGCUCCAUGCCAACUGCUCGGAGACGGUGCGCUACUCGGGUGAGUUCCACCCUCGCCCUAAGGGCGGAUGGCAGAACUUCCACGACGAUAUCGCGGACGACGACGUCGACUGGGAGCUCGUCAUUGACAACAACUCGGGCACGUACGCGCCGGACAAGAACUUGUUGCCGCAGCUCCGUGCGCUGCUCAAGCACAACUUCCCGUGGUUCGAGAUCUACGCUCUGGAUCGCGAUGAUCCGGAGCUGGCGAAGAGCAGGGAGGCGUGCAGGGAUUAUGCCCUCAAAUUUCGUGGCGUGGGCAGCGACGAGCUUGAACCGCAUGUCAUGGAAGGCGAGGUGUCGCUCCACCACCAGGCAUCUGCAUCGGCGACGACGUCCAAGUGCGGAUGACUAGGGACUUCCGAGUACCCUGCGACUACAGCCAGUCGCAUUGGAUACCCAUGUACAAUUGGCUAACUUAUUCCUUUGUAUCUUACUGGGCUUCUGCGGUACAGCGCUUGUAUUUACUAUGCUCCGACUGACCUUUCGUUCUGAUAUGUACCUCCCAAUUUAUGGUUGCCUCUCACUUACCUUUGACGCUAAUACGUUAUCGACAAUCCCUAUCUUCUCGCGUACAAACGAGGAAAUAGCUCCUGCUCAGGAAAA
This is a messenger RNA of Schizophyllum commune H4-8, 1646 nucleotides long. Its product is annotated as C2-domain-containing protein. NCBI's taxonomy places the organism in Eukaryota, Fungi, Basidiomycota, Agaricomycetes, Agaricales, Schizophyllaceae. Bases 42 to 1391 code for a protein of 449 amino acids. The transcript has 4 exons. Gene Ontology annotation, biological process: positive regulation of gene expression. The record is from RefSeq and is a predicted model, not a curated record.